AUUGUAUUAUUUUUAUCAUUGCUUUUUAUUAAUUGCAGAUAUACAAUAACGUUCAUUAAGGCAAAUGGAGACCGCAUAACAACCAAAGGCAAAGAAGGAGAGAGUCUUUUGGAUUUAGUUGUCAAUAAUGAUUUGGACUUCGAUGGAUUUGGUGCAUGUGAAGGAACCCUGACUUGUUCGACGUGUCACUGUAUCCUCAAGCAGGAUGUUUUCGACAAAAUACCCAAUCCACCUAAUACUGAGGAGAACGAUAUGCUUGACCUGGCAUUUGGGGUAACUGAUACGUCCAGACUUGGCUGUCAAAUCAGAUUAUCAAAGGACUUGGAUGGUACAGAGGUGACACUUCCGGCGACAGUCAAUGACGCAAGAGCCAGUCAAUGACAGCUUUUACAGGUUCUAAUCUAUGACUAAACCAAAUACGGUGGUGUGAGAUGCACAGUAUGUACGCAUUAAAAGUGAGAUUAUUUGAAAUUACCAAGAAGCAGGGUAAUAUUUACAAUUUAUUCUCAAACCGAGUUAAGUUUUUGGAAUUUCUUAAAUAUGUACUUAAAAAAAAUCCAAAGACGAUUGUUAUAAUUUGUUUAGAGAAAUUUAAGUUUUUAAGUUUCAGAAUUUAUAAACAGUUUUUAUUGUAAGAUUUAUUUAAAUAAUGUUAUGCUUAGUAGGUAAGGAACAAAUUCUGUUAAAAAUCACAUUCUGUUGUAGUAAUAUAAAUAUAUAUAUUUUAUAAAUA
Molecule: messenger RNA, 733 nt
Organism: Homalodisca vitripennis (glassy-winged sharpshooter)
Lineage: Eukaryota; Metazoa; Arthropoda; Insecta; Hemiptera; Cicadellidae
Product: adrenodoxin-like protein 2, mitochondrial
Exons: 3
Biological process (GO): P450-containing electron transport chain; positive regulation of oxidoreductase activity
Cellular component (GO): mitochondrion
Molecular function (GO): 2 iron, 2 sulfur cluster binding
Source: RefSeq, a predicted model, not a curated record